Paramuricea clavata is the source of this 257-nucleotide messenger RNA. The record is from the annotation of a GenBank genome assembly. NCBI's taxonomy places the organism in Eukaryota, Metazoa, Cnidaria, Anthozoa, Malacalcyonacea, Plexauridae.
AUGCCGCAUUGUACUGUGCCUUUGUGCACAAAUGGCAGUCGAAAGACCAAAGGAACAGAUAUAAGUUAUCACAGGUUGCCAAAUGGGCCGCUCAGAAGUGUUUGGUUGCAUAAUUUACGUCGAGAGAACCCUCGUGAGCGUGCGAAUACGUAUGUCUGCAGCGCACAUUUUGCACCCGAUUGUUUUGAACCGAAUGCUGAAGUAAUUCCUGGUUUCAAGAAACGUAAAACGCUGAAGCCAUCAGCAGUGCCAACUAU